UGAAUGGGUCAGUUGGUAUCUGUUUCAAGGGUAAUAUUUAGCAACUAAUGCACACAAGACAAUCUGGAGUAUGGUAAACUUCUGAACGAUUUGCUUCAUAUCAAAAUUGCUGGACUAAAUCUCUGAGCCUAGAUACAAGGACUGAAAAUCAGAGAUCUAUACAAUCAUCCUUGGCAUGUCGUCGUACACUGAACAUUUAGAUGAAGAGGACGAGGGUGACCUUAACCCAUCCAGCUCCGAAAUGCAGCGAUUGAUGAACGAGAAAGCUCACGAGCUCUUUCAAGUGUGUGAUACAGAGAAAAAAGGGUUCAUAACAAAACGAGACAUGCAGCGUCUUCAAAGUGAGCUCCCUUUGUCACCAGAGCAGCUCGAGCACGUGUUCGAUUCACUGGACGUCGACGGCAACGGGUUUCUCUCCUUGGAAGAAUUUACUGAUGGUUUUGGCGGUUUCCUCGGUCUGCGUUCCACGUCUGACGGGGCGAUGGACAACGACGCAACAUACAUGGACGAAUCUGGUGUUGACCCCCACGAGGAGGAACAGAACUUUCACACCAUGAUGGAACACUUGGGCGUGACCAACAUUGUUGAAGGGGAUUCCACAGUGAAGUCCCUCUGGUGUCGUCUCAGGAAGGAUGAUACGGGGAUGGCAUCAACAUUUGAGGACUUCCUGUUUCGAGUCUCCAAUGAAAUUCGCAAGUCUAAGUGUGAAUUUGAUAGCCUGGAGGAUGCCUUGAAAAGCAAAACGAAUGCUCAUGAUGAAGAAGUAAGGAAGCUGUAUGAAGAAAUGGAAGUGCAAAUCAAACAGGAGAAGGAAAAAAUACUGGCAGAGGAGCGCAGCAAGGAGAGACAACUCCGCGAGGCCAUGGAGCAAGAGAUUAUGGAGAAGGACAAACAACUGCAGGAGAUUGUCUCCAGACAUUCAGAGAUGGAAGAGAAACUUGGAUUUCUCAAUACAGUGGAAGCUGAAACAAAAAUAGAGAAAGAGAAAUUAGCCAAGGAGAAGGAGGACUUGGAGGAGUCAUUCCACCGUUCCCAGCAGGCGUUGGCAGAGUGCCAGGCAUACAUCAAUCAGCUGAGACAACAGCAGAAAGAAGACAAACGGGAACGGGCAAAAGCUGCUUUGAAGCUUUCUGAAGGCAUUGCCUUAGAACGGGAGACCUUGGUCAACCAGCUGGAAAAAUUGAAAACCAUGAACAGACAACUACAAGAUGAGAAGGAUGAAGCAGUUUUAAGGCGGGGCACAUCAUAUGCUGAUGAUGAUGAAACAAAGCAGUCAGAUGAUAACGCGCGAUCAGAAAGGGCGGUCCCCCGGCGCGCAGAACUUGAGAGGCAGGGGUCGUCCCUCGGGAAAUACUUCGAUACAAACAGAGCUCCAAAAUCUUCACGUACAGAGUCGAUCAAAGAGGAUAUAGCGGAGGAAGCGAUUGGCAGCAAUUUUGACGAAGAAUUUGAGGAUGAGGAUGUGGAAUGUGAUGAUGAAGUAUACAUGAUAGCCAAUCAGACACCAUCAUUUAUUCACCACACGGUUAAAGACAACUAUAGUCCGGGGAAGCAACCUUUGCACAGUUCACCAAUCGUACGACAGCAUGGGGAUAACAGUAGGGUGGCAGAUUUUGAUGAGGACAGUAGGGUAGUGGAUUCUAGAAAUGCAGGGACCAAGAAUUAUGACGCAAAUCCAAAUGAUUUUAAUGUUGAAAGUGAGUCAGAUCUGCACACUCCAGACUCACCAAGGACUCAGCCAGUAGGCGCAGAUGAGUUGACCGAUUCUGGCAUACAGUCCACAGUGGAGACUACCGCCCUUCAGAGAAUCUUCAAGGUGGUCUUUGUGGGAGACUCAGGCGUGGGGAAAUCCAGUUUUAUUCACCGCUUCUGUACAGACAACUUCCGCCCUUCUUUCUCUGCUACCAUAGGUGUGGACUUCCAGAUCAAGUCCCUUCCUAUCGAGGGCCAGCUCAUAGUGCUACAGCUGUGGGACACAGCAGGACAGGAACGGUUCCGUAGUAUAACCAAGCAGUAUUUCCGCAAGGCAGACGGGGUUGUCAUCAUGUAUGAUGUCAAUUCAGAGGUCACAUUUACAAACGUUAGAAACUGGAUGAUUAGUGUUAAGGAGGGAGCCAGCGAGGAUGCAGUUCUUCUGUUGCUAGGCAACAAAUGUGACAUGGCUGAGGAUGACUACUGCAAGGUGGUGAAAAUGAAGUGUGGCUCGCACCUAGCUGAUGAGUAUGGAACCCUGUUCUAUGAGACGAGUGCCCUCAACGGAGAAUGUGUGAAGGAAGCUAUGGAGGCCAUGGCAAGAGUUCUUAAGGAGAAAGAAGACAAAGAGAUUGAAAAGUCAUUCAAGUUAGAUGAUGUUCAACCAAAGAAAAAAUGCUGCCCUAUUUAGUCUAUAGUUAUAUGGAAAUGAUAUUGCCUUAUUAAGGUUAUUUCAGUAGUGAUUGUAAUUGCCCCCUAAAGGCAAAGACUGUUACUUGUGACUUCCCCAAUAGGCCAUUGGUGAUCGAUUACAAAAAAAAUGCUGCACAG
This is a messenger RNA of Dreissena polymorpha, 2523 nucleotides long. RefSeq names its product EF-hand calcium-binding domain-containing protein 4B-like. The record is from RefSeq and is a predicted model, not a curated record. The coding region runs from base 176 to 2383 and encodes 735 amino acids. The transcript has 20 exons. NCBI's taxonomy places the organism in Eukaryota, Metazoa, Mollusca, Bivalvia, Myida, Dreissenidae. Gene Ontology annotation, molecular function: GTP binding; GTPase activity; calcium ion binding.